UCGGGAGUUCGUGGAGAUGGAGGUGCCGUUCAACGGAGCACCCAAAAGGCCUGGUUCACCUUCGCCUCUGACCUCCCCGGCGCACAGCACCACCUCUCGCGGUGGUCUUCUUCAAUCCUGCUGUGGUCGCUGCUACCCUCAGCGCUAUCAGCAGGCCUACAGUCAAUACAUCCCGGCCACGAGGGCCCAAACCUCGUCAGGCCAACCUGGUGGAGGCCAAACGGGUACUGGCGUUGGAACCGAUGACACUUACCUCGUCGAGGCCUCAUUCUGAGUGCGAGACGAAUCC
Ceratosolen solmsi marchali is the source of this 289-nucleotide messenger RNA. Its product is annotated as potassium voltage-gated channel protein Shal-like. Bases 17 to 274 code for a protein of 85 amino acids. NCBI's taxonomy places the organism in Eukaryota, Metazoa, Arthropoda, Insecta, Hymenoptera, Agaonidae. The record is from RefSeq and is a predicted model, not a curated record. The transcript has 2 exons.